AUGAAAUCUAUAUCAAAAUUUACCAAACCUGAAAAACUUCCGAAAUAUUUCGCCAUUGAUAUCGAUGGUACAUUCUUCAUAGAUGAUCCCGAAAAAUUCAAAAGGAACGCAGAGGCUUUUAAAAGACUAAAGAAUUCUGGCGUCACUCCAUUCUUCUGUACAGGGAGAAGUUUUAACUGUACGUUGCAAUUAAUCGGAGAACUAUUCCUUGAUGAAGUUGGAUACACAGGCUUUCCAGGCAUAUACCUAAAUGGAGCAGUAGUUUAUGAUGAGAACAGAGAAGUAAUACAUUCGAAAAUCUUUUCAGAAGACUUUCUAGAAGAAUUCUACAAAUUUAUGAAUAAAGAAGGAAUUGCAGAUAAGGUAAUAUUUCAAAGUGAGGAUGGUUGUUAUUGUCUUGGAAAUUUUUAUGAAGAAGGGAAAAAUUUCAUGGAAUCAAAGAAGAUGAGUUUACCAGUUAAUGUCACUCGAGAUACCUUAGAUAAUAUAGAUAUAGUGGGAAUCUCUUUACCAUUCAUGCCAUUGGUUAUAGAGAACAUGAAAGAGGGAAGGGAUUAUAAUGUUAAGACUGCUUAUAACGUGAUAGCCCAGAUAACACCUCCUGAUAGUAACAAAAAAACGGGUCUUGAAGAAUUAUUAAAACAUUUGGGCUCAAGCGGAGAAGAAUGCGCCUAUAUAGGUGAUGAUUUCAACGACGCUGAACCUAUGGAGUACUGUUAUCUUUCAUUUGCAGUUGGUGAUGCACAAAGUGUUGUUAAGGAAAAAGCAAAAUGGAUUACGGGGGAAAAACAUGAUGAAUGCGCUUUUGAAAAGGUCGUUUCUGCUCUAUUGGAUUAA
This is a messenger RNA of Theileria annulata, 837 nucleotides long. RefSeq names its product haloacid dehalogenase-like family hydrolase, putative. Gene Ontology annotation, cellular component: cytosol. The coding region runs from base 1 to 837 and encodes 278 amino acids. The transcript has 2 exons. The record is from RefSeq and is a predicted model, not a curated record. Gene Ontology annotation, molecular function: magnesium ion binding; phosphatase activity. Lineage: Eukaryota; Apicomplexa; Aconoidasida; Piroplasmida; Theileriidae.